GGCCGGGCUCGAAGGCGGCUUCCGCGCGGAGCGAUGGCGGCCGAGGCGAGAGGCGCGGCGGCUCGGGAUGCGGCAGAGAAGGCGCGGGGCAAGCAGGCCUCCCUCUCCUUCGCCGCCAUGGCCGUCCUGGUGGGGCUGCCCCUCUGGUGGAAGACGACCGAGACCUACCGGGCGGCGCUGCCGGACUCCGAGAUCGCCGCGCUGGACGCGCUUCUGUUCCAGCUGACGGUGCCCGUCUCGGUGGUGUUUGCCCAGGGGGUCCUCCCGAAAGACCAGGAGCACAAACUCCCCUUCCAGCAGGUGCAGGAGACGGAGAUCCCCUUGAAUGCCAAGACCGGGGGGGUUGCCCCCUCCGACCGUUCCUUUCGCCCCGCCACUUCCCAGGAGCAGGCGUUGCUGUUGCAGGCCUCGGUCCAAGAGGCGGACAAGGGGCUGCAGCCAGCGGAAGGGCUGCCGGUGGGCUCCCUCACCAUCUACGUGAUCCCGCACGGCUCUCUGCUCCUGCCCCAGGGGUCAGAGAUGUACAUUGGGAAGCACCGGAGCGCCAUCCUCAGGGCCCCCCCGGGGGCAAAGGACCUGCUGGGGGCCCUGAAUGACCGGCUGCAGCAGCUGAUCCAGGCCAUGUCCUUCACCCCCGAGACCCUUGUGGAGGCCCUGGCCGACCGAGUCCCAUUGGGCCAGCCGGGAGCCGAGUGGAAGCGCCCCUUCAAGUCCAGUUUCGGUUAUGAGAUCACCUUCAGUUUGCUGAACCCUGACCCCAAGGCCCACGACGUGCACUGGGACAUCGAGGGGGCCCUCCGGCGCUUCGUGAAGCCCCUCCUGGAGAAGCUGAGCCCGCUGGCCGAAUUCUCGGUGGACUCUCAAAUCCUCUACUACGCAGCGCUGGGAGUUACGCCCCGCUUCGACUCUGCUUCCGCCAGCUACACCCUGAGCGUGCACAGUCUCCCGCAUGUCAUUAACCCCGUGGAGGCCCGGCUGGGUUCCAGUUCGGCUUCUGCAUCCCGUCCUCCAAGAACACCUGCGAGCACAUCUACGAGUUCCCCCAGCUCUCCGAGGACCUCAGAGAUGGUCCGGCACCCCUACGAGACGCAGUCGGACAGUUUCUACUUUGUGGACAACAAGCUGGUGAUGCACAACAAGGCCGACUACUCCUACAGCGGGGGGCCCUGAUGCGGCGCGGACCCCCCACACACACCCUCCACGCCCCCCCCUCCCGAUGGGGGUCCGGGAGCCUCGACUGGCC
This is a messenger RNA of Pseudonaja textilis, 1243 nucleotides long. NCBI's taxonomy places the organism in Eukaryota, Metazoa, Chordata, Lepidosauria, Squamata, Elapidae. The record is from RefSeq and is a predicted model, not a curated record.